Messenger RNA from Lemur catta (Ring-tailed lemur), 2525 nucleotides. It is a transcript of the gene FGD2, whose product is annotated as FYVE, RhoGEF and PH domain containing 2. Gene Ontology annotation, cellular component: cytoplasm. Lineage: Eukaryota; Metazoa; Chordata; Mammalia; Primates; Lemuridae. Gene Ontology annotation, molecular function: metal ion binding; guanyl-nucleotide exchange factor activity. The coding region runs from base 164 to 2101 and encodes 645 amino acids. Gene Ontology annotation, biological process: cytoskeleton organization; filopodium assembly. The transcript is spliced from 16 exons. The record is from RefSeq and is a predicted model, not a curated record.
UCUGAAGCCAGGAGCCAGCCUGCUCAGUCCUCGGGAAAGGUGGGAGCAGAUUCCAGGAGGACCUAGCCCAUCUGUGUUCCCAAGUUAGGGUGGCCGAGUGUGCCAGCCGGAGCCCUCCGUCCCUGCAUCGGGGGUGGCUGAGGAUCACCUGGAGGCCUGCAGGAUGGAGGGGGCGAGUGAGGAGAAGCUGGCAUCUGUGUCCAACCUGGUGACUGUGUUUGAGAACAGCAGGACCCCGGGGGCAGUGCCCAAAGCCCACAGGCCUCCCCAGUCCCCAGGGCCAUGGGAGAAGGUGGACGUUGGGGAGGCCCUGGAGCCCGGGCCCAGGACGGUCAGCAGGAGGUACCUGAGCUCCCUGAAGAACAAGCUGUCCAGCGGGGCCUGGAGGAAAUCUUGCCACCCUGGGACCUGCCCCGCGCCAGGGACACAGGAGCCCGAGGAGAAGAGGAUCGUGCAGGAGCUGCUGGAGACAGAGCAGGCCUAUGUGGCCCGCCUGCACCUGCUGGACCAGGUGUUCUUCCAGGAGCUGCUGAAGACGGCCCGCAGCAGCAAGGCCGUCCCCGAAGACGUGGUCAGGAUCAUCUUCUCCAACAUCUCCUCCAUCUACCAGUUCCACGCACAGUUCUUCCUCCCAGAGCUGCAGCGGCGCCUGGACGACUGGACGGCCACCCCGCGCAUCGGCGACGUGAUCCAGAAGCUGGCCCCGUUCCUGAAGAUGUACAGUGAGUAUGUCAAGAACUUCGAGCGAGCUGCUGAGCUGCUGGCCACCUGGACCGAGAAGUCUCCCGCCUUCCAGGAGGUUAUCACACGCAUCCAGAGCAGCGAGGCUUCGGGCAGCCUGACCCUGCAGCACCACAUGCUGGAGCCCGUGCAGAGGAUCCCGCGCUACGAGCUGCUGCUCAAGGAGUAUGUCCAGAAGCUGCCGGCCCAGGCCCCAGACCGGGCUGAUGCCCAGAAAGCCCUGGACGUGAUCUUCUCGGCAGCCCAGCACUCCAACGCCGCCAUCACUGAGAUGGAGCGGCUGCAGGACCUGUGGGAGGUGUACCAGCGCCUGGGCCUGGAAGACGACAUAGUGGACCCCUCCAACACCCUGCUCCGCGAGGGCCCGGUCCUUAAGAUCUCCUUCCGCCGGAACGACCCCAUGGAGCGCUACCUUUUCUUGUUCAACAACAUGCUGCUCUACUGUGUGCCCAGGGUCAUCCAGGUGGGCGCCCACUUCCAGGUGAGGACCCGCAUCGACGUGGCCGGGAUGAAGGUGCGGGAGCUGACUGAUGCCGAGUUCCCCAACUCCUUCCUGGUGUCCGGGAAGCAGCGCACCCUGGAGCUGCAAGCCCGGUCCCAGGAGGAAAUGAUUUCCUGGAUACAGGCCUGCCAAGCAGCCAUCGAACACAUCGAGAAGCGGAAUGAAACCUUCAAGGCCGCGGGCCAGGGGCCCGAGGGAGACCCCCAGGAGCAGGAGCUGAAGUCUGAGGAGCUGGGCCUCCGGGCGCCACUGUGGAUCCGGGACAAGAUGGUGACCAUGUGCAUGCGCUGCCAGGAACCCUUCAAUGCCCUGACACGCCGGCGCCACCAUUGCCGGGCCUGCGGCUACGUGGUGUGUGCCAGGUGCUCCGACUACCGGGCCCAGCUGAAGUACGACGACAACAGGCCCAACCGCGUCUGCUUCUCCUGCUACACCUUUCUCACGGGAAACGUGCUCCCCGAGGACAAGGAGGACAAGAGGCGGGGCAUCCUGGAGAAAGGGUCCUCGGCCGGCCCCGACCGGAGCCUGAUGUGCAGCUUCCUGCAUCUGGUCGGGGACAAGUGGGGCAAGAGCGGCCCCCGGGGCUGGUGUGUGAUCCCUCGGGAUGACCCCCUCGUGCUCUAUGUCUACGCUGCCCCUCAGGACAUGCGGGCUCACACCUCCAUUCCCCUGCUGGGCUACCAGGUGACCGCUGGGCCCCAGGGGGACCCCCGGGUCUUCCAGCUCCAACAGUCAGGCCAGCUCUACACCUUCAAGGCCGAGACCGAGGAGCUGAGGGGCCGCUGGGUGAAGGCCAUGGAGCGGGCGGCUGGUGGCUGGAGCCCCGGGGAGCCCCACGACGGGGACCUGUCUGACUGAGCCACAGCCGGCCGCUGCCCUGCCCGCCUCUUCCCACUCAGCCUGGCUCCUGCCUCAGCCUGACCCUGAGCCUCGGUGACCUGCCACCCCAAGCUGUGCUUGCACUAACCAGUUCCAGUCACCUGUGCCCAGACCACGUGCCCUGAUUGGGGAUUCAGAAAAAAUAUGAGUCCGUUCCUUUUUGGGAAGGGGACAACCACGUGUCCCAGUUUGCCCGGGGCAGAGGGGGUUUCUGGGCCAUGGGACUGUCAGUGCUAAAACCGGGACAGUGCCAGGUAGCCAGGACUGUUGGUCACCCCGGUGUGGUUCUCAGGCAGGACUGCUCAUCAGUAUCACCGGGGGAGAUUUAAAAAAUGCUGGUGCAAAACAUAUACAUAAAUUAGUUUAAACAUUAAAAAUUACCAACACCUGUAUUGAAAUGCCA